AUGAAGCACCUGCCCUGGAAGACCGACGGCCUGCUUCCUCUGGAGAGGCAGCUCCACGAGGCUGCCCGAAGGAACAACAUCGGGAGGAUGAAGGAGCUGAUCAGAAGCAGAGUCAACAUUAGGGCCAGAAACCAUGUGGACAGGGUAGCCCUGCACUGGGCCGCAGGUGCAGGGCACGAGCAAGCUGUGCGGCUGCUCCUGGAACAUGAGGCUGCUGUGGACGAUGAGGAUGCGGUAGGGACCCCUAUGGAGGCGUGUCUGUGUUUUGGGAUGAAUGCACUUCUCCUGUCUGCCUGGUUUGGCCACUUACAGAUUCUUCAGAUCCUGGUCAACUCAGGGGCCAAGAUCCACUGUGAGAACAAGGACGGCCUAACCUUACUACACUGCGCAGCCCAGAAAGGCCACGUGCCGGUGCUGGCGUUCAUCAUGGAAGACCUGGAGGACGUGGCCCUGGACCGUGCUGACAAGCUGGGAAGGACAGCAUUUCACCUGGCGGCUGCACAUGGGCAGCUGGAGGCUCUGGACUUCCUGGUGGGCUCUGGCUGUGACCACAGUGUCAAAGACAAGGAAGGGAACACGGCUCUGCACCUGGCCGCUGGCCGGGGCCACCUGGCUGUGUUGCAGCAACUUGUGGACAUCGGGCUGGACUUGGAGGAGAGGAAUGUGGAAGGUCUGACCGCCCUGCACGCCGCUGCUGAAGGGAUCCACCCCGACUGUGUGCAGCUCCUCCUGGCGGCGGGGAGCAGCGUGAAUGCCCUCACUCAGAAACAGCAGAGCUGCCUCCAUUACGCAGCUCUCAGUGGCUCUGAGGACGUGGCCCGGGCCCUCAUCCACUCAGGGGGCUGCACCAACGUGGCUGAUCAUCGGGGAGCCUCUCCAAUGCAUCUCGCUGUGAGGCACAACUUCCCCUCCCUGGUUCAGCUCCUCAUCGAUGCUGGCAGUGACCUGGACGCCACCGACAAUAGGCAGCAGACGCCCCUCCACCUUGCCGCGGAGCACGCCUGGCAGGACAUAGCGGAGAUGCUCCUGGUUGCGGGGGUUAACUUAAACCUGAGGGAUAAGCAAGGGAAAACCGCCCUGGCCGUGGCCGCCCGCAGCAACCACAUCAGCCUGGUGGACAUGAUCAUAAAAGCUGACCGCUUCUACCAGCGGGAGAAGGACCACCUCUCACUCAGGGACCCCAGUGACCGCUCUGGGAAGAGUUUGACCUUUAAGCAGGACCAUCGGCAGGAAACGCAGCAGCUCCGCUCUGUGCUGUGGCGACUGGCCUCCAGGUACCUGCGGCCCCACGAGUGGAAGAAGCUCGCGUAUUGCUGGGAGUUCACUGAGGCCCACGUCCAUGCCAUCGAGCAACAGUGGACAGGCUCCAAGAGCUACCAGGAGCAUGGCCACCGGAUGCUGCUCAUCUGGCUGCACGGCGUGACCACGGCGGGUGAGAACCCCAGCAAAGGGCUCUUCGAGGGCCUCGUGGCCAUCGGCAGGAGGGACCUGGCUGGUAAGAGCGUCCCCUGCCCCGCUCCUGCUCAGGGCAGCGCCCGGCCCCAGGGUCAGAGCAGCGUGGCCCACACUGGAAUGAGGCAGAGCCUUCCAAGGCUGCUCAAACCACAGGGCCGUGGUGCUGGCUCUGAACCUUCCAGAUUCCUGGUCCCGGCUCUGCCUCUUUCUGGAACUCAGGUGGCCCUUGGGCGAAUCACAGUGACAGGCAAGCAGGUGACCGUGCAGCUCAGCCACACCAACCCGCGUGUGGCUCCAGGGGAAUGUGACUGGAAGCUUCACGGCUCACAGCAGGGGGAGCGAUCUGCACGGGAGCUUGGAAGUUGA
Molecule: messenger RNA, 1821 nt
Organism: Myotis lucifugus (little brown bat)
Lineage: Eukaryota; Metazoa; Chordata; Mammalia; Chiroptera; Vespertilionidae
Gene: ANKDD1A
Product: ankyrin repeat and death domain containing 1A
Biological process (GO): signal transduction
Molecular function (GO): protein binding
Source: RefSeq, a predicted model, not a curated record